Molecule: messenger RNA, 1478 nt
Organism: Oenanthe melanoleuca
Lineage: Eukaryota; Metazoa; Chordata; Aves; Passeriformes; Muscicapidae
Gene: B3GAT1
Product: beta-1,3-glucuronyltransferase 1
Exons: 7
Coding region: 285-1289 (334 amino acids)
Biological process (GO): chondroitin sulfate proteoglycan biosynthetic process; carbohydrate metabolic process
Cellular component (GO): Golgi membrane
Molecular function (GO): galactosylgalactosylxylosylprotein 3-beta-glucuronosyltransferase activity
Source: RefSeq, a predicted model, not a curated record
AUGGAUGAAGAGCCGCUCUGAACAGUGCUUGUGUUGCCGGGGAUUAAAGCGUGAAUGGGAGCAGCUCCCCGGCCGCGAUGGAGAGAGAAGGCGGCUCUGGCUGUGGCCAUCAGGUUUGCUCCCACAUGAGUCCCUGAGGUUCCUGCUGGCAGCUCCAGCAGUGCUGCUCAGAAGUGCCCUCCUGCUCCUGGGCUCAGCAGCCGAGGUCUCUCCAAACCUGCUUCUGCAAUGGGUGGGUUGUAAGCACUGGUAAUGAGGAGCUGUGGGCCCAGUCAGUCUUGGAGAUGCCGAAGAGACGAGACAUCCUGGCUAUCGUGCUGAUAGUUCUGCCCUGGACACUCCUAAUCACCGUCUGGCACCAGAGCACCAUUGCUCCACUGCUUGCAGUGCACAAGGAUGAUGGUGGUGACUCCCAGCGUGAUCUCACUGCAGGCUUGGACUCCAAGGAAUACUGCCUGUCGGACCGGGACAUAGUGGAGGUGGUGAGGACAGAGUACGUGUACACGCGCCCACCACCAUGGUCAGACACACUGCCCACCAUCCACGUGGUCACCCCCACCUACAGCCGGCCGGUGCAGAAGGCAGAGCUGACCAGGCUGGCCAACACGCUGCUGCACGUGCCCAACCUGCACUGGAUCCUGGUGGAGGACUCGCAGCGCCGCACGCCGCUCAUCACACGCCUGCUGCGCGACACGGGGCUCAACUACACGCACCUCAACGUGGAGACACCGCGCAACUACAAACUGCGCGGGGACACCAGGGAUCCCCGCAUCCCCCGCGGCACCAUGCAGAGGAACCUGGCCCUCAGGUGGCUCAGAGAGACCUUUAAUAAGAACAGCACCCAGCCUGGCAUUGUUUACUUUGCUGAUGAUGAUAACACCUACAGCCUGGAGCUCUUUGAGGAGAUGCGCAGCACCAGGAAGGUGUCGGUGUGGCCCGUGGCCUUCGUGGGCGGCCUGCGCUACGAGUCACCCAAGGUGAACGCGGCAGGGAAGGUGUACGGCUGGAAAACCGUGUUCGACCCGCACCGGCCUUUCGCCAUCGACAUGGCCGGCUUCGCUGUCAACCUGCGCCUUGUCCUGCAGCGCCCCCAGGCCUACUUCAAACUGCGUGGCGUCAAGGGCGGCUACCAGGAGAGCAGCCUGCUGCGUGAGCUCGUCACCCUCGGCGACCUGGAGCCCAGGGCCGCCAACUGCACCAAGAUUUUAGUCUGGCACACAAGGACAGAGAAGCCUGUGCUGGUGAACGAGGGCAAGAAAGGAUUCACAGAUCCCAAUGUGGAAAUCUGACUGUGCAGAGACCAACACCAGAAGAUUUCUUCAUGCACAGCCUGGAAGUUCCUCUGCACAGCACCCACCCAGCAGCCAGGCAGGAGCCAGCACCUCUGCAGCCCCCACGAGUUUUAGCCUUCUGGAAAACCAACAACUCUGCACAGACGAACUGCCCGGCCCCCUGCCCUUCCUCCCGCACUCGGAGCA